This is a messenger RNA of Rhincodon typus (whale shark), 1305 nucleotides long. RefSeq names its product protein CREG1-like. Bases 108 to 689 code for a protein of 193 amino acids. The record is from RefSeq and is a predicted model, not a curated record. Lineage: Eukaryota; Metazoa; Chordata; Chondrichthyes; Orectolobiformes; Rhincodontidae. The transcript is spliced from 5 exons.
CAGUCUGGGGUCAGGGUUUGUCGUGUAGGGUCUGGGUUUGUCAGUUGAUCGGUCAGACUCGGGAGGUGUUAUAAGGUGAUCGGUCAGACUCGGGUGUUGACUGAUAGAUGAUGGCCGUGCGCUUGUUUGUUUUGCUGCUGUUUGUGUUGACGUCCUUUCGGGGCUCGAUCUCGAUUCCCCCUCACGAUGAAGUGGCCCGAAUGGCCCGGUACAUCGUCCAUGAGUCUGACUGGUGCUCGAUGGCCACCAUCCCCACCCAGGAAUCGAUCCAGGGUCUGCCUUUCUCCAAUGUUUUCUCGGUGAGCGAUGGGCCCUUGGAGAAGGGCACAGGUGGACCUUACCUGUACCUGACCCCAUUGGAAAUCUCGGUGCACGACAUCCAGGCUAAUCCACAAGUAUCCCCGGCUAUGACGUUGGCAGGGACAGACUACUGUAGCAAACAAAAGUUUGAUCCCCAAAGCCCACUUUGUUGUCGUGUGAUCCUCUCUGGAAGAAUUUUGGCAGUGAACAGCACAGAAAUUGACGUUGCAAAAGAAGCUCUCUUCAGCCGUCAUCCAGCAAUGCCUGACUGGCCACAUGAUCAUGGAUGGUACUUUGCCAAGCUCAACAUUACCAACAUUUGGGUCCUGGAUUCCUAUGGUGGAAUUAAAACAGUGACACCCCAGGAGUACUACAAAAUUAAAGGCUGAAUAUGAAAGGAAUUUAACUGGUAAAAGAAAAUUAGGAAUGCUUGUGAUCAGAAUAUUGGAUUUUUCCAGAUUUCCCUCAACUGAAAACUGCUGCAUUGCUGGAAGGGAGCUUCUGCUAUCUUGAACCAGCUACAGAACUGAAUGAUAAGUGAUUCUCUAUAUUUUUUAAGAAAGUAAUGCUUGCAUUAUCUUGCAAUUUUGAAGAUAUUACACUUCUGUAGUAUAUUCUGUAGUUCUUCUAAAGUGGGAGGUGGAGUAAAGAUUUAACAAAAUAUUUUUUAAUAUCAUAGAACUGCACAAAGAUUCUAUAAUAUGUAAUGGGCUGGAACAAAAUUGCUUACAAUUAGAUUUUUCUAUAAACAACAAUGUAUAAAGUUGAAAACAAACUACAAUUUGCAAUGUUUUGCGAGUUUGCAAUUAAUCAAUGGAUUAAUCUCAAAAGAUUAAUCUUUCUAAAUUUAUCAAAAAUAACUAUCUCAAAAUAAAUAUAAAUCAGGGAGAAGUAUAUUGAUUCAAAAACACUGACUAUGGUAACAUUCUUUUUACAUGGUAUUGCUUGUGUUCAUUUCAAUAUUGCAUGAGAAAGUAUUGUAUUUGAAACAUUUCCUACAAAUGA